AUUGGUAACGAUCUGUAACAAUCACUUGUGAGGUAACAAUCACUUGUGAGUCAUCAACAGCACUGCCCUAUCAGUGAAGUCAAAGACUGAAGAGGAACUCUUUCAAACCUUUCAAGUGCCCCCUCCUUUCCUUAAAGUCUUUUAUAGGGGUCCCCUUCUUGGCCAUCUCCAUCCUGUGAGUCAGGACUGAAAGGGCACAGACAGGUCACCGCCAGCAUUGUUGGGGCAAGCCUGCAAGCAUGCAUCACUGGGGAUCUGACAUGACAAUGGCCGCCUGCCCCCUCUGAGGGCUACAGGACUUACCCCCGUGGGAAGCAGCUAAGCAGGUCUGACCAGCCGACCUGGACCUGGCCAAGGGUCCUGUCAUCCCUCAUGGCCACCCCGCCAUUCCGGCUGAUAAGGAAGAUGUUUUCCUUCAAGGUGAGCAGAUGGAUGGGGCUUGCCUGCUUCCGGUCCCUGGCGGCAUCCUCUCCCAGUAUUCGCCAGAAGAAACUAAUGCACAAGCUGCAGGAGGAAAAGGCUUUUCGCGAAGAGAUGAAAACUUUUCGUGAAAAAAUAGAGGACUUCAGGGAAGAGAUGUGGACUUUCCGAGGCAAGAUCCACGCUUUCCGGGGCCAGAUCCUGGGUUUUUGGGAAGAGGAGAGACCUUUCUGGGAAGAGGAGAAAACCUUCUGGAAAGAGGAAAAAUCCUUCUGGGAAAUGGAACAGUCUUUCAGGGAGGAAGAGAAAACUUUUUGGAAAAAGUACCGCACUUUCUGGAAGGAGGAUAAGGCCUUCUGGAAAGAGGACAAUGCCUUAUGGGAAAGAGACAGGAACCUUGUUCAGGAGGACAAGGCCCUGUGGGAGGAAGAAAAGGCCCUGUGGGUAGAGGAAAGAGCCCUCCUUGAGGGGGAGAAAGCCCUGUGGGAAGAUAAAACGUCCCUCUGGGAGGAAGAGAAUGCCCUCUGGGAGGAAGAGAGGGCCUUCUGGAUGGAGAACAAUGGCCACAUUGCCGGAGAGCAGAUGCUCGAAGAUGGGCCCCACAACGCCAACAGAGGGCAGCGCUUGCUGGCCUUCUCCCGAGGCAGGGCGUAGCCAGCAUGCAGGUGCAGGGCCCUGUGGUCCAGACUCCCCUGGGUUGGGAUUCAAGUCCAGGGUGAGCCCAUGUGCUGGAGAAAAUACACACUUAUUGGUCUCCUUGCUUUGAAAGAUCCAAUAAAGUCCUGAGGCAAGGUUUGGAAAACCAA
Gorilla gorilla gorilla (western lowland gorilla) is the source of this 1226-nucleotide messenger RNA. It is a transcript of the gene CCDC70, whose product is annotated as coiled-coil domain containing 70. The transcript is spliced from 2 exons. The record is from RefSeq and is a predicted model, not a curated record. NCBI's taxonomy places the organism in Eukaryota, Metazoa, Chordata, Mammalia, Primates, Hominidae. Bases 373 to 1074 code for a protein of 233 amino acids.